Siniperca chuatsi (mandarin fish) is the source of this 3950-nucleotide messenger RNA. Its product is annotated as caspase recruitment domain-containing protein 8-like. The transcript is spliced from 5 exons. NCBI's taxonomy places the organism in Eukaryota, Metazoa, Chordata, Actinopteri, Centrarchiformes, Sinipercidae. The coding region runs from base 500 to 1591 and encodes 363 amino acids. Gene Ontology annotation, biological process: regulation of apoptotic process. The record is from RefSeq and is a predicted model, not a curated record.
UUUGAUGUACUGUUUAAAUGAACGAAAGGUUGGUAGAAAACACUUUAUGUCCAGAGCUGCUGAGGGUCACGGUAAUGUGUCCUAAAGAAUGGACAAAGAGAAAACAUGGAUGACAAAGCUGAGCGGUUGUGGAGUGUCGUCUGUCAUGAUAAUCAGUGAAAUCGUUUCACGUGUUGAGGCCCUUUUCUGAUCUUGAAGUGAUGUGUGCGAUGCAGACUACUACUGAGUAGUUCCUGAAUAACUCUGAUAUGGUAUAUGAUAUAGUAGAUAAUGAUGAGUUACUGGAGAACAGUAUUAAGAUACUGGGAGAUACUGUAUUAAUGAAUCAUUAGGUAUUGAUUAGUUCAUAAGUAUCUGUGAAUCGGAAUAAUGACCACUUGCUGCACACACACAGGCCAAUAAAUGCUUGUUAUAUUAAUAUGGCCCUUCUGUGUCCUACAGGUUCAGGUGUCCUGGUCCAGGUGUGUUCCAGUGUACUUUGACUGGACUGGUGUUUGUUAUGGCUCAGGAGGCGGAGCUGCUGUACAAGACUGUCCAAUGGGAUGAGAGCCUCCUCCAAUCAGCUGGCAAGAUGGCUGCAGGGAUGCUGUUCGAUAUCAAGUGUUCGGAGGAUGAUGCUGUCUGUCAGCUCCACCUGCCACACUGCGAAACAAAGGAUGCGUUGCUUGUUGAUGGUCUGCUGUCUGUCAUCCACAUCACUGAUGAUGGGAUGAGCAUUUUGGAGCCGCUGGAGAUUACAGACACUCAUGUGGUUGUGAAGGUCCCUCACCUCUCUGCCUUUGGCCUCGUCUGGGACUACGUUCAAAGGUUUCUGAACAUUUCACUGCCAAUAAAUGGCCAAGUUCUGCUGUUCCUCCGACCUCCAAACAUUAGGCAUCAAAUCCUCGAUGUAUUUCUGCUGCAGGACAACAUCCCUCUGCCUGAGGUUGCUGCCCAACAAGGAGCUGCUGAGAACAUCAGGAUCUCUUCCGACUGUCAUCUCGGCAUUGGUCAAAGUUACAGUGUCCACUGUGAACCCGAGGGCUUCAUAAUACAGCCUGAGAGCGCACCGUUUCGCUCAAAGUACGGACCAAAUUUCUAUCCGACAUUUGAAGUUUUCCUGACUACGAACCCAGAGGAGGUGACUUUGACGGUUCAGGACCGAGAGAGGAAAGAAGUGUGGAGACGUGUUGUGCCUCUGACAGGUUCAAGAAGGGAAAGUCUACAGAGGAAUGUCCCGGCAGAGGACAGGGUCCCGGCAGAGGACAGGGUCCCGGCAGAGGACAGGGUCCCGGCAGAGGAAAGGGUCCCGGCAGAGGACAGGGUCCCGGCAGAGGACAGGGUCCCGGCAGAAGAGAGGCUGCGCUCAGUUCGGACAGAGUUUGUUAACAGAGUGACUGAACCGGUUCUGAACCAGCUUCUGGAUAGACUCCUUGAGCGUGGCGUUAUAAAUGAUGGGGAAAUGCAGUCUGUCAGAAUGAAAGCAACAGCAGAAAAAGCACGAGACGUGAUCGACACGGCGCGAAGAAAGGGACCUGAAGCCAGCUCAGUCCUGAUCGCUGCUCUCUGUGAGGCGGAUCAACACCUUUCCAGAGUGCUGAACUUAAACUGAAGCAAAAGCAAGAAACGGCGGGAUGAUGAAUCUCUGUGACAGCAGGCUGUUUUACAGUCUCACAUUACUUACUGUAAUCUUUAAAUGAGAAGUUUUGCCGUUAAAGCAGUGUGUUUUUAAUAAGUGGACUUUCACUCUGAAAGUGAUUCACUCAAGUUUCGGGGGAAGGCCUCACACUGUGAACCAGCUAAACGUGGACUACGCUGGAUGGAUGUUGAGAAGGAAAACAAUUUCAUUAAGAGGUUGCGUCUGCAAACAAACUCCAACAGACAGAUGCUGAAGCUGUUAUUAAGUGAGACCUUAAAUAAAACGCAGACAGAUGCUUUUUGUGACAAAUGGUCUAAUGCAGAAACUGUAAUUAAAAGUGUGGUCAAAGACCUUUUAAAGCCGCUGAAAAGAAAGACCACAAAGAGAAUGAUCACCUUUUGAGAUAGACACUUUUUGUUUUGCUUUGAGAAGAUGCAUUCUUUAGUACAUAGCUGUCCAAAGUCAGAAAAAGGCCAAUGCACUCAGAAGAAGAUGAAGACUCGAAAGACGAAAGGGGUAAACUAGCCCUAGUUUUGAAUUAUCCAUCAUUGCUCAGAGCCCCCCCCUUCCCAGACUUCUCCAAUGUUGGAACUGGAAGGGCUGCGUUCAACACUUUUUGUAACUUACAGACAAUCUGACAACCAUGGUCACUGUUUCAUGUUCCAUGGUCUUCAGACAGAAAAAUGACUUUUCAUGUGAACAACUGAGUGUAACACUGUUCCUGUCUCCCAGGAAGUGUACCUUGUUGAGACUACAGAGACGAUCAGGGAGCCAGCGGGAGGCUUUUCACUCCGCCUUCCAGUGUGGACAGUCAGAACAGAUAGAAGCACUUUUUCCUUUAGACGUGGUCGGACAACACAUCGUACCACCGAUUGGCUUCCAGCGGAUCAACCCCUUAAGGCCCGUUCAGACAGCCACUGUACCAAUUAUACAGCCGUUAGCUGUAAGCACCAAGUGUUUCUGGGUGUUUGUGUUGAGCUCAGCCUCUGACUGAUCUCUGAACUCCAGUUCUUUCUGUUAUUUCCUCCAGUCUCUCCUUUUUCCUCUUGUCUCUGUACGACUGAAGCAGAUUCAUAAAGCUCUGGGAUACACACAGGGAUUUUUACUCAAGUUGAAACCUUUUCAACUCGUGCACAUUACGUUUGUGUCAAUUCCAAUGACUUUGUUUGCAAUUGUGCAGCCUUGAAAAUCCGCUUUGUUAAAGUCCCCACUCAGGAAGCUCCAUGGCUACCGUCAGACCAGUUUUUGUGUCUUUUACUGGGUUCAUUCAAACCAGUUUGGUCUGCCUUUGAGUCUGUAUGUACUGAAUAUUCCCUCCAUGUGUGACCGUGUAACAUGUGAUGUACAUUAUUAACAGCUCACCUCGAUCUCUGUCCACAACAAAACCACCAACCAGCAUCAUCCAGCUGCUGAGGAGAAAACAAAACAGAAACCACAACCUGAAGGGGACCAGGGUCCAACUGACCGCUGAUAGAAACAUCUGUAGAAUAAAUGUACAGGAAUUUAUUUUGGAGGAGAAGAGGAGCCAAAAUGUCAGCAGGUCAGAGUCAGAGUUGUUCUGUGUUUCAGCCACUAGAUGGAGGCAGAACAUCACUGAAGAAGGUGCAGCUGUAGCAUCAAGCAGAUGUGGAAAUCAGAAAAACAAUUGAGAAAGAUUUCUGAGUGAAGAUUAUACACCUGGAACUUAAAGAGGGACUGGAAUAAUCUGAUGUAAUGAUUACUUUAGAGAGAUAAGAAGAAAAGAAACAAAUAGUGCUGUACAGCAGCAUGACCUUUUCAGGCUGGAGGACGUUUGGGGCUGGACCAUAUUUGUACGUUUUGUCUUGAACGUGUUUUGUUCUUCUUGGGGUGAACAAAGAAUCCAGGGCCGAGGUGGACAGAAACCUGCAGGAGUAGCCAGGAGAAAAGGAACAAUAGCUCGACUGAAAGUAUUGAAAUCAUGUAUGUAAGUGUUGAUUGGUAGGAAUAUUACUUCCUGUUUUGUGUUAUGUUUUUAUAUACUGUAAUUAUUUCUCAGCAGGCCUUUUUGUCUGAUAGACAAGUGCCUGAACCAGCUCUGUGUGAAGACCUGGUGUCAAAAAGACUUAAGAGGCUUUCCAGUCUGUACAGCAGAGGACCCCCCCUCUGUCCUCAGACCCUCUGUUCAGAUCAGGAAAAACUCCCCCAACAAACCUAAACAGGAAGAAAUCUCAGGAAGAGCUACUUCCUGUCUGUAUGUGUGGUACAGAAUAGACCGACAUAGUGAAAUUACAGUUUGGACAAACAGGAUGAAAAAAUUAAAGCAAUAAAUAUCUGCUCUUCAAAAUAAAUGGAGGAUAUCAACUUUUUAAAA